This is a messenger RNA of Symbiodinium sp. CCMP2456, 1101 nucleotides long. The record is from the annotation of a GenBank genome assembly. Lineage: Eukaryota; Dinophyceae; Suessiales; Symbiodiniaceae.
AUGUUGGGCAGGGCUUCAGCUUCGAAUGUGAACGGCACAGUUCAGCGCUCAACGAUGGACGACAGUGGGCAUGGCUCCAGCCUCCAAAGUCGGUUGAAGACCGAGUUCGACGAAGUCAUGCAGAGCAGUAUGCAGCGGCGUUUGUCGCGCCUACGGGAAGAAGUCGAUGCGCUCUGCAGUACAUUGCAGCCCUGUGGUAUUACACCCAACGGUUGCGAUAGCCAUCGACAGGUGGCAAACGUUGCGAAAGUAUCUGCAACAGCUUCGCCAGACACGAAACCACUGUGUGAGACGGUUGCCAAAGCUUUGCGCCGUGCCAACCGGUGCGCACUGGAGCAGACGAAGCAGUACGGCCCUUCAGAGCAGCAGGUGACAAAGGCAGACCCACCAGAGAAGGAUGAAGGCCUUGUUAUGGAGGGCACUACCUUGCGCUCUUCACUGUCCAGUCUGGAACAGUCGCUGGCCUCACGGGUCAAGCAGAUUGGCCACUUAACUGAACAGUUGAAGGCGUGCGAAGCCACCCGAGAAGAGAGGGCACGUCAAGCGGAGGAGGCCAAGUCGAAGAGCUCUAUGCUGUCCGGUGACCUGAGCCUGCUUUUGAAAAUUUGCCAGUUUCACCUUGAGAAGAGGCGCGAGCGAGUGGAGCGGAUGAGCAAGGACACCGCAUUCCAAAAGCAGCAGGCGAAGUAUUAUAAGUCCUUGGCGCACCAGCAGCGGGCUUUCUACCUCCAGUCCGAAAGGAUUUCGGCAUGUGGUGGGAAAGACGCCAUUGCUCGACACAAGGCGGGCGAGUUGGCCUUGGUGUCCCAGCCACCUACCUUGGAGGACGACAACACCCAGGAGCUGUUUGAUGUGGGCACAGCUGUCGCCAACCCAUACGUGUGUGAUUCGUGGCCCUUCGAGCCAAACGUACUGGCAAAGCGGACGCCGCAGGAGUCUGCAAUGCCAGCGUUUGAAGAGGAGACCGAGGAGGAUCUCCGAGAGGCGGAGCGGGGCUUCCGCACGAACCCUUUCCGUGGUGCGGGUGCGCGCGGCUUCAACCGUGGCUUUGAGGACGACGACGAGUACGACCGUCGGCCGAGCAGUGCGAGAAGCCUCUGA